Molecule: messenger RNA, 3939 nt
Organism: Arabidopsis thaliana (thale cress)
Lineage: Eukaryota; Viridiplantae; Streptophyta; Magnoliopsida; Brassicales; Brassicaceae
Gene: SCAR4
Product: SCAR family protein 4
Exons: 10
Coding region: 240-3752 (1170 amino acids)
Biological process (GO): actin cytoskeleton organization; positive regulation of actin nucleation
Cellular component (GO): cytoplasm; cytoskeleton
Source: RefSeq, marked reviewed
GUUUGUCCAUCUUUAAGCAUGGAUAAUCAACGGUUUUAACUACUUUCAUGUUCACCGGUUGAAUAAAUUAUUUUACCUGAGGUUCUGAUCACAUGCGGCAACCACACGGUGAGGCGAUGAUUAUAACCGUUGGAUGAAUGUCACGGACCGUUAUAUAAAUUCCACCACUCUCGCGUCGUUAAAAUUAAUUAAAAAUCUAUAAAGAAUUAAGGGUUUCUACUUUAAUCGAUUGGAGCACAAUGGCAUUGACGAGAUACCAGAUACGGAACGAGUACGGCUUAGCGGAUAAGGAGCUCUACCAAUCCGCCGAUAAGGAGGAUCCUGAAGCUUUGCUCGAAGCUGCUUCCAUGGCUGGUCUCGUCGGCGUUUUGCGCCAGCUUGGCGACCUCUCUGAGUUUGCUGCUGAGGUAUUCCAUUGCCUGCAUGAGCAACUAAUGACAACUGCAGCACGAGGUCAUGGUUUGGCGAUGCGUCUCCAACACCUCGAAGCAGACUUCCCUUCAGUUGAGAUACCCAUUCUCUCUCAAACCGAUCAUUCUACAUUCUUUUAUGAGCCAGGCUUGGAAUGGCAUUCUGAUCUGCAAACAAAAGAAGACUUGAUUUCCCCACGGAACUUGCCUCGUUGUAUAAUGGAUUCGUACGAGGAAUGCCAUGGUCCGCCGCAGCUUUUCCUUCUCGACAAGUUUGAUGUUGCUGGGUCUGGAUCAUGCUUGAAGCGUUACUCUGAUCCAUCUUUAUUGAAGACACAUACUACAUCAGCAGUAGUAGCAACAUCCAAACUCGGGAAAGAUAAGCGACUACGUCAAUCAAAGAAGAAAGGAUCUCACACAACUAUUAAAGAGACGCCUGAGGAUUCACGGACAUCACAUGCCAAGUUGCAUCAGCUAUUCUUUUUGGAGCAUGUUGAGAACGGACACAGAAAUCCUGAAUUCCAUGUGAAACUGAAGAGAAGACAGCUGAAUGGACCUCCGAUUAACUCAAGCUCUGGGGCAAGUUACAUGGAGAAAUUCCUCAAGAAUUCUUCACCAUACUGUGAAAGAGUUCAUGGGACUAUGGAUCAGUCAUCUCCGGCAAUGGAAACUGAAGUUACAGUAUGCAGUGAACAAGAAGACUUACCAAUACCUUCCUUAGUUUAUUCCAACAGUGGAGGCACUAGAAAAUACAAUGAGAUGGAGAUAGAAUCCAUUGCUGGUCAUGAAAUACUUGAAAUUCCUUUUGUUCCUCACGAGAUUACGGUUAAUGAGAAGUCACCAGUGGUUUGUUUAGAAAGUAGCUCUUCUGUGAAUUUGUGUUGCAAGACGAACAAUGACGCAGAUUCACCUGCUUCCACGGAGUCAGAGGUAAAGGAAGCAGGGAGUGAUGACAAGGCUGGAUGUGACCAUGGAUUUCCAGGAUUUGGUCAGCCGCAGAUCUGUACUAAUGCAGAAGUGAAUCAAACAGAGGUUCUGACUCAGUUUUCUAAUGUUUUGCGCCACUCACCGGAGGAAGGAGAAUCUAGUCUUUUGUGUACUGAUAUCCAGAGAGCUUCUCCUGAAAGUAAACCACAUAAAGCUGAAGAGGCUGCUGUAGAUUUAGACGAGUCAUUUUCCCAGAUGACACCGGACAUAGAUUCCGCAGGCAUGGGGACUCUGGAGAUCUUACAAACACCUUUCAGUUUGUCUUGCUACGAGAGUCCUGCAAAUCUUCCCGAAGAUUCUGGAAGUCACUUGGAGCUUCAGUCCAAUAAAGCAAAUGCUGAAGCUUGUGAGGUCUUUGAAGUCAGAAGGGAUCCCAUGCUUAAUAUUUCCCCUGAAACUCAUCUUUUAAAGGUUACACAAGUGCCACAGGACGCAUAUGAGGGUGGGACCAAUGAUGUUCAUUCUCAACAUGUUUUCAGUGUGGAGACUGCAUCUGAGAUAUCUGUAAGUGCUUUAGUGGAAGACCAGUUCUCUUCCAUAACCAAUCAAGAGAUAGAGGCUCUGGAAUCCGAGGACAUUUCUUCUGAAGCUGGUCAUUUCAUUCCAGAUACCAAAAAGAGUUUAAAUGAAACAUCAGUGGCAUUGGAGUCCGAUUUUCUUCUUCCAAAUCAUUACAUUAGCACAUUUGACAACUUUGAAGAUUUAUCUCUGUCUGCUGAUGCACAGGAUUAUGCUGCCCCAAAAGAAGAUGAAACGAACUCCCAAGACGGAUCUUCCAUGAAUCCUGCACAGUCAAAACACAUUUCAACUUCUGAAAUCAGUUCAGAAAAUGGAACUCUGAUGUCAGAUACUCCAAGAGAUCUUCACACAGGAUACGGGAGCCUCUCAGCCUCAUCUUGUCUGGAAGACGGAUUGGCCAACCCUGAUCUGGCUGAGAUAUCAUCAUAUUCUGGACAGGAGGAUCCACAAACCAUGUCUAUUGUUUCAGAUGAUAGUAGUGACCCUGAGGUACCAAUUCCUGAUGGUACUUGUUUUGCAGGUGAUGUCGAUCACGAUAACCAGACUGGCCUGAAUAAUAAGGCCAUUGAGACCGUGCCCCAGAAAGAAUUGGAAACUAUUAGUGAUCCACAGGAGAGUCUUUUAGGUACAGAAGAAUGUCUUUCAUCUGAGUAUUGCUUACAGAUACAGAACCAAAGGCAAGAAAGUCCAUCAGAAACAGGGUCAGCAAAUUCAAGAACAUCAUCAGACGAGUCUCCUCCUACACAAAAUGGAUCUGUUGGUGUUCAAAGUUCACCUUUAGAUGUUUUUCCUUCAAGCAUAACUGAAAUAGAAGCUCUUCAUGCACCAUACCAGGAAAUUUUCACAUCAUUAAAUGAUCAUAUCUCUGAGUCUGUUCUUUCCAAGGGUCUGACUGAUGAAGAAGAUUUCUUGAACGUAUCCCCUGAGUCCAUACUACCCCUCUCCACGUCCCUCCAUGAAACACCUCAGGCAAAUCCGGAGAUAACACCUCCGCUUCCGCCUCUUCCUCCGACACAAUGGUGGAUGGGGAAGCUGGUUGAAUCAACCGAAAUGCCAUCACUUGCAGGCAGUGGAAACAACAGUUUCAACAUCCAGAGGGAUGAAAACACACAGAAUGGAUCAGUUCAAGCGAACGAGGCACAAUAUCCAUCAGAAGUGUCGGUUACAGAUGGUGAAAACCAUAAUUUUCAUAUUUAUACAGAAGAAUCUAAAGCAACCGAGGAACAGUCUCCUUCAGGAGUCAAUGGGACAAGCGACACCUAUAUGGAAAGUAAACACAAGUGUUUAAAUAGAACUCCGGAGGAUUCAUUUUCUUUGGCAGAAUCGGCCCAAGGCUUAGAAGCUGACUGGAGGACUGAAGCAAUGGCACUUGAAUGGUUUAGUCAGAACUUAAGAGAGCAUAACAAUCCCCACCCUGCAAAGUUAGAAGAGGAAGAGCCUCAGGUUGAUCACCCACUAGAAAAACCUGGACAAACCAAAUUUCGACAAACCUUGCGAGACAAUAACUCAUAUAAUCAGAAUCAGAAAGCUGGAAAGCUUAAAAGAGACGAGGAUACGCUUGUUAUUGGCAUUGACAGAAGCAUGUUGAGGAAAGUAUCUGAAGGGAACAGGACACACGUUGGAGCUCGAGUGGACGAGAAUGAUUCACUACUAGAGAUCAUACGGAGCAAGUCGUUCAACCUGAGACCAGCAGAUGCCUCAGGGAGACCAAACUUUCAAGUAGCUGUUCCCAAAACCAACUUGAAGGUGGCUGCAAUUCUAGAGAAAGCCAACACUCUUCGCCAGGCAAUGGCGGGAAGUGACGACGAGCACGAUUCAGAUAGCUGGAGCGAGUGAGUCGUUGAAUCAAAUCUGCAGGUAACAAACAUAUAGAUCACACUCUGUAUAGAAGAAUUCUCACAUUGUAUGUAUUCUCACAAGUAAUGUUUUUAUUGCUGUAUUUUUGACACAUUGUAAGUCACUCUGUUUUUUUCCCCUUUAUAUGUACACCCAAUUUUACCCUCUUUUAAAGGGAAUCAAUCCA